AUGAGUAGUAUUCGUCUUUCUCUUGUUAUACCAAGAAGGUUCUUCAGACUCACCUUUGCCUAUUCGAAGCAGGAGGAUUACGGUCUUGGAUUUACAAGAUCUAUAUAUUGCAAACCAAAGAUAAUUGACUACGUUUCAGAAGAUGGUUCUAAAGUGAAGUUAUAUUCAGGAUUAGUGGACAAUUCUGUGCAACCAUUAACCGUUUAUAUGAGAGAGAUUUAUCUAAAUAUUACAUAUAAGGCGGAUUUUUCCCUUCCUGCUAUAGAAAAACGCAUAUUAAAGCGAAUUAAAGAAAAGAAUAGGCAGCGACAAAAAAUCUCGGAUGAUGAUUUCAAAAAGUAUGGACUGGAUCUUGCUGUGGCUCACAUGAUAUGCAGAAUUGGUGGCCGGGUGCAAUUUGCGGGCUCUGACUAUUGGUACCAGGCCAUCAAGGACGUACCUGCUGAUCUACCUAUCAGUACAGGACAGAUAAAGCUUGAAACUAUCGAUGCUUCUUGCACAAGUAUUUCAUACGAAGGAUUUGAUCACCUAUGUAAUUAUAAACUAAAUUCACUUAUGUACUGCUUCGUCAUACAUGCUAGGCAUUUGCAAUUGGUUUGGUUUAUCGAUUACUAA
Molecule: messenger RNA, 615 nt
Organism: Protopolystoma xenopodis
Lineage: Eukaryota; Metazoa; Platyhelminthes; Monogenea; Polystomatidea; Polystomatidae
Source: the annotation of a GenBank genome assembly